GACCCCAGGCCACGUAUGUGAAUGGUGGCCUUCCGGCCACACAGCACAUCAAGCAGGAGUCCCUGCCUGACUACCGGGCCAUGACGGAAGCUCGCACACCCCUGUCUGCUCACUGCCGGGCCCCGCCAGCCACUGGCUUGCACUCAGAUCUGGACCUGCCGGGCCGAGGCCUCGCCAACCCCGCACCUUCCUGCUACCUUCUGGGCAGUGAACCCAGCUCUGGCCUGGGCCCCCAGCCCGAGGCCCACCUCCCCGAGGGUGGCCUGAAACGCUGCUGCCUCCUGGGCCUGCCCUCCACCUCUUCGGCCUCCCCCUCCCCCUGCGCUUCCUCUGACGUCACCUCCAUCAUCCGCUCUUCCCAGACGGCUCUGGUCACCUGCGUGAAUGGACUCCGGAGCCCCCCUCUGCCGGGAGACCCGGGGGGGCCCCCCAAGCGAGCCCGGCCUGGCCCUGCAACCACAGAGAGCCACGAGGGCGGCUUGCAACUUGAAGCCUGCCGGAAAGCAGGCUUCCUGAAGCAGGAGCCUGCGGAUGAGUUCUCAGAUCUCUUUGGGCCUCCCCAGCAAGGCCUGCCGCCCCCCUACCCCGUGUCUCAGUUGCCGCCCGGCUCGGGCCUCGGAGGCCUGGGGCUGGGCCUGGUGGGCAGGGGGGUGGCCGGACGGCAGGCGUGCCGCUGGGUGGACUGCUGUGCGGCCUACGAGCAGCAGGAGGAGCUGGUACGGCACAUCGAGAAGAGCCACAUUGACCAGCGCAAGGGCGAGGACUUCACCUGCUUCUGGGCGGGCUGCGUGCGCCGCUACAAGCCCUUCAAUGCCCGCUAUAAGCUGCUCAUCCACAUGAGAGUGCACUCGGGUGAGAAGCCCAACAAAUGCAUGUUCGAAGGCUGCAGCAAGGCCUUCUCACGGCUGGAGAACCUCAAGAUUCACCUGCGGAGCCACACGGGCGAGAAGCCAUACCUGUGCCAGCACCCAGGCUGCCAGAAGGCCUUCAGCAACUCCAGCGACCGUGCCAAGCACCAGCGCACCCACCUUGACACGAAGCCGUACGCCUGUCAGAUCCCUGGCUGCUCCAAGCGCUACACGGACCCCAGCUCCCUCCGAAAGCACGUGAAGGCCCAUUCAGCUAAAGAGCAGCAGGUGCGUAAGAAGCUGCACACAGGCCCUGAUACUGAGGCUGACGUUCUGACCGAAUGUCUGGCCCUGCAGCAGCUCCACGGGUCCACACAGCUGGCGGCCGGCGAGAGGAAGGGUGGCCGCGCCCCGGAGCUGCUCCCAGGCGUAUAUCCUGGCUCCAUCACCCCCCAUAAUGGGCUCGCAUCAGGCAUCCUGCCCCCCAUGCACGAUGUCCCUUCCAGGCACCACCCACUGGACGCCACCACCAGCUCCCACCACCAUCUGUCCCCCCUGCCCGCGGCCGAGAGCACCAGGGAUGGGUUGGGACCCGGCCUCCUCUCACCUAUGGUCAGCCCACUGAAGGGGCUUGGGCCACCACCGUUGCCACCAUCCUCCCAGAGCCAUUCUCCGGGGGGCCAGCCCUUCCCCACACUCCCCAGCAAGCCACCCUACCCGCCUUUCCAGAGCCCUCCACCCCCGCCUCUGCCCAGUCCGCAAGGGUACCAGGGCAGCUUCCACUCCAUCCAAAGUUGCUUCCCCUAUGGUGACUGCUACCGGACGGCCGAGCCAGCAGCCAGCGGGGACAGUCUGGCCGGGGAAGCCCACGGCUUCAACCCCCUGCGGCCUAAUGGCUACCACAGCCUCAGCGCACCUUUACCUGCCACAGGCUACGAGGCCCUGGCCGAAGCCCCAUGCCCCACAGCACUGCCACCACAGCCAUCUGAAGACAUUGUGUCCAGUGGCCCCGAGGACUGCGGCUUCUUCCCCAAUGGGGCCUUUGACCACUGCCUGAGUCACAUCCCGUCCAUCUACGCAGACACCUGAAGGAAGGCCCAGCCUGCACCUGUCCUCCCUCCAUCGCAGACAC
Lynx canadensis (Canada lynx) is the source of this 1980-nucleotide messenger RNA. RefSeq names its product GLIS family zinc finger 1 (gene GLIS1). Gene Ontology annotation, biological process: regulation of transcription by RNA polymerase II. The transcript has 8 exons. Gene Ontology annotation, molecular function: RNA polymerase II cis-regulatory region sequence-specific DNA binding; DNA-binding transcription factor activity, RNA polymerase II-specific. The record is from RefSeq and is a predicted model, not a curated record. Lineage: Eukaryota; Metazoa; Chordata; Mammalia; Carnivora; Felidae. Gene Ontology annotation, cellular component: nucleus. Bases 81 to 1937 code for a protein of 618 amino acids.